CUCUAAUCUUUUGAAUGGGGCGCCCCACAGCAGUUACAAGACCGAACCUGCCUGCAUGGCCUUUCCUUUUGCAUAUAAAACCGGCUGUCUUUGUAAUCCAAUCUCUGGCAAACACAUAUCGUUGAUUUGGAUAAUAAAUCUUUUUUUUUUUAAUUUCUCUUCUCUCUCACAAAGAUCGACACCAUUAGUUACCCAGAGAUUCUUGUGUUUAUUCUCUCAGUGCAGACCACAACCCUCUAAAAUAUCGCUUUGGCCAACUUGCUUAUCUCGUCUCCAUAUAGCUCUUCUAAACGUUUCUUGUUUUACAAAACAACAGGACGUUGUACUAUUUACUCUUAUCAAUAUGGUUUUGAAUGAGUGCUAAAUCACCCGAAGAGAUCUGCAUUCUGUAUAACAAUCAGACUUUGUUGCAAAACAAGCCAUAUGCCAGGGAGCAAGUGUAAUGUUGAUCCUGCCACACCCAAAAGUAGAACAGAAAGGCUAAUGAAGGAAAGAAAUUUACGGAAAUUAAACAGGGUGUUUAAUCUGAAUGAGAAAGCAGGAGAUAGUUUGAGAGAUGCAGAUCUCUUUUCUAAUGAUUCGGCAUUAACUGAAACUGAAAAUUGUGCUUCACUUAAUGAGGAAGAAUUGUCUGAAGGGAUCGAUGGAUAUGAAAGGCAAGAUCAGAGGCUUCCUAAACAACGUUUAUUGGUGGUUGCCAAUAGGUUGCCCGUCUCUGCAGUUAGGCAGGGCAAGGAUUCAUGGCAACUUGAGAUAAGUGUAGGUGGGCUGGUCAGUGCACUUUUGGGUCUGAAGGAGUUUGAUGCCAGGUGGAUUGGUUGGGCUGGUGUAAAUGUGCCUGAUGAAAUUGGACAAGAAGCACUAACUAAAGCUUUGGCUGAAAAGAAAUGCAUCCCAGUUUUCCUGGACGAAGACACUGUUCAUCAGUAUUAUAAUGGUUAUUGUAACAACAUAAUAUGGCCUCUUUUCCAUUAUCUUGGGCUACCCCAAGAAGAUCGCCUUUCAACCACCCGUAGUUUUCAAUCUCAAUUUGAUGCUUAUAAGAAGGCAAACCAAAUGUUUGCUGAUGUAGUGCACGAACAUUAUGAGGAGGGUGAUGUUGUUUGGUGCCAUGAUUACCACCUAAUGUUUCUUCCCAGAUGUCUGAAAGAGAAAAACAGCAACAUCAAAGUCGGUUGGUUUCUUCACACUCCUUUUCCCUCCUCUGAAAUACACAGGAUGCUGCCAUCUCGUAGAGACCUGUUGGAAUCUGUUCUUGCAGCCGAUUUAGUUGGUUUUCACACAUAUGAUUAUGCAAGACAUUUUGUCAGUGCUUGCACUCGUAUCCUUGGGCUUGAGGGUACACCUGAAGGAGUAGAGAAUCAGGGAAAGCUGACUCGUGUAGCAGCGUUUCCUAUUGGGAUAGAUUCCGAUCGAUUCAUUCGAGCUCUGGAGCUCCCUCAGGUCCAGGAUCACAUAAAAGAACUGAAAGAAAGAUUUGCUGGCAGAAAGGUAAUGUUAGGCGUUGAUCGUCUUGAUAUGAUAAAAGGAAUUCCCCAAAAGAUAUUGGCGUUUGAAGAGUUCCUUGAGGAAAAUCCAGAGUGGCGUGAUAAAGUAGUUUUGCUACAAAUUGCUGUGCCAACAAGAACAGAUGUUCCGGAAUAUCAAAAGCUUUCUAGCCAGGUCCAUGAGAUUGUUGGGCGCAUCAAUGGGAGAUUUGGGACUCUCACUGCGGUUCCAAUACAUCAUCUGGACCGGUCUCUUGACUUUCAUGCGUUAUGUGCGCUAUAUGCUGUUACUGAUGUGGCGCUUAUUACGUCUUUAAGAGAUGGAAUGAAUCUUGUAAGCUAUGAGUUUGUUGCCUGCCAAGCUUCCAAGAAAGGGGUGCUCAUUCUGAGUGAGUUUGCAGGUGCAGCUCAGUCUCUUGGCGCUGGAGCCCUCUUGGUGAAUCCAUGGAAUAUUGCAGAAGUUGCUGCUUCAAUUAGUCAGGCUUUGAAUAUGCCAGCUGAUGAAAGAGAAAAAAUGCAUCAGCAUAACUUCAUGCAUGUGACAACACACACAUCACAAGAGUGGGCUGCUACUUUUGUAAGUGAACUAAAUGAUACCAUUAUUGAAGCCCAACUAAGGACAAGACAAGUUCCCUUACUUCCUGUCAAAGUUGCAGUUGAACGAUAUUUGCAAUCCAAUAAUCGUUUGCUUAUGCUGGGUUUCAAUGCAACUUUAACUGAACCAGCAAACACUCAAGGAGUUAGAGGCGGUCAUAUUAGAGAGCUGCAAUCUAGAUUGCACCCGGAAAUAAAAGAAACCUUGAAAAAACUUUGUGAUGAUCGUAGAACAAACAUUGUUAUUCUCAGUGGAAGUGAUAGAGCUGUCCUGGAUGAUAAUUUUCGAGAAUACAAUUUGUGGUUGGCAGCAGAAAAUGGAAUGUUUUUACGCCAUAGUACAGGAGAAUGGAUGACAACAAUGCCAGAAAAUUUGAAUAUGGAUUGGGUUGACAGUGUUAAGCAUGUUUUCGAGUAUUUUACAGAAAGAACACCUGGAUCUCAUUUUGAGCUUCGUGAAACUUCACUUGUAUGGAAAUACAAGUAUGCAGAGAGUCAUUUUGGAAAGCUUCAAUCAAAGGAUAUGCUACAGCAUCUCUGGACUGGUCCUAUUUCAAACGCAGCUGUUGAUGUUGUCCAAGGUGAUCGAUCUGUUGAGGUUCGAUCUGUUGGUGUGACAAAGGGAGCAGCAAUUGAUCGUAUUUUAGGGGAAAUAGUUCGUAACAAGGGCAUGAAGUCACCGAUUGAUUAUGUCCUUUGUGCUGGGCACUUUCUAAGUAAGGAUGAAGAUGUCUAUACAUUUUUUGAGCCAGAGCUUCCUUGUGAAUCACUAGCCUUAGCACGAACCAGGUCACUAGAUCCUGCGAGGACAUCUAUUUCAAUGAUUCCAGACAGUACAAACCAAGUCAAGGCUCAUCAGUUAAGGAAGCAACGCUCAUUGUCAACUUUGGAAAGGAGCAAUUAUCGAAGUGCUGCUUGGCGGCCUAUAGUUCAUGAUAGAAUGUCAUUGCCAGAGGGCUCAUCUGUACUUGAUCUCAAGGCUGAGAAUUUCUUCUCUUGUACUGUUUCCCGGAAGCAAUCGGAGGCUCGAUAUCUCCUUCAGUCAUCAGAUGAUGUUGUCACACUCUUAAAAGAGCUGGCAGAGUCUAAAUCACCUAAUUGAUUCAAUUUUACUGGUUUUCUUGGGGCUGUUAUUCAGAGGCUUGAGAAACUAGAGAGUAUCCUGGCGAUUAUUGGUACUGGAGCUAGCAGAGGUUCCAUGAUCAAGUUGAUUCAAGCUAUCUUUUUUCCCUAAUUGGUUCAGUUGAGAAAUUUGAGAACCUGACAGAGGAUCUAGAGAUCAAGGAAUGAUGAUUUUUGGCAUCUGCAAGAUAUGCUUUUAUCUGCACAUAUUAUUAGUCUCUCCCAUGUCCCAACUACCUUCUUGUAGGCACUCCCUUACCAUACAAAUGCUGCCUGAGUAGUCCCUGGACAGUAAGAGUAAAAAGCGGUAUAAAGAAAAGGCAAGACAUUCCUUUUUGUUAGUUGAGUGACAUCAAAGGUAGCAACUAGAAGUUACAUGAUUUGAAGAAAUUUGGGGUGUUUUUUCCUUUCUAA
Molecule: messenger RNA, 3617 nt
Organism: Populus trichocarpa (black cottonwood)
Lineage: Eukaryota; Viridiplantae; Streptophyta; Magnoliopsida; Malpighiales; Salicaceae
Product: alpha,alpha-trehalose-phosphate synthase [UDP-forming] 1
Exons: 18
Coding region: 424-3183 (919 amino acids)
Biological process (GO): trehalose biosynthetic process
Cellular component (GO): cytosol
Molecular function (GO): alpha,alpha-trehalose-phosphate synthase (UDP-forming) activity
Source: RefSeq, a predicted model, not a curated record